AUGGAAGUGGUGAAGCAUUUGAAGGAGGGCGUGGAGGAGGUGCUGGAAGAGGCGGCGUCGUUAAGGCGGCGGCUCCGGCUUCCCCGACGUCACAGCUCUAGCUUUAGUAGUUCUUCUGCUACUGAUGAUGAUAGUGUAGACGUAAAGCCUGUGACUGAAACUGAAUGGCUAAAUGACGAACAUGGGGAGGACAACGAAAGGAGUGCUUUCUUUAACAAGGAUGAAGGUACUACUCAAAUUGAAUGGUCUCUUUUAGCGAACAGUCUCAAAGUUGAUGACUUGAGUGAGCAAUUGAAGAAUGUAGACAUUCAAAAGCUUCUAAAAGCUUUCAUCGAGGGUCAAGCUGAGAAAAAUAUUACUCUUCCAGUGUCUGACCAGCCAUGGGAAGAGCAGAUCACAGAUUGGAAGCCUUUAAAUCAAGUAGGGACUGAAACAGUGAAUACUGACCCGACCCAAGAAACUGAAGAGGAAGUUACAGAAUUAGAAUUUGCAGUAGAGAAGAUACAUACCCACAAUGUGUAUUGUCCUAAUUGCAAAUCAGGCAUUACAAAGGUUAUUCUUCGCAGAAGAACACAAGUACACCCGAUUCCAUCUCCAGUUAAUAUUCCAGAUCAUGAGCCUGUGGGUCUUCUUGGAUGCUUAUCAUGCCUAAGCAUUUUCAUCCCUAGAGGGAAUAGUCUUAAUCCAUUCAAGAUUUUUGGAAACAGAAGAGACGAUGAACAACCACAAAUUCCACAACAGACACCCGAGGCAGACACAGUUAUUUCCUCAUCUGCUGUGGCAGAUGAUCAAUCAGUGAAUAAGCUAGGGGAAUGCUUUAGUCUGUUUUGGAUUUUUGGAAAGAGAAAAGAGGAAGAAAGCGCACCAAUUUCUCAACCUACAUCUUCUGAGCAAGUCUACAAUGUAGUUGCAAGUGACUUGCCACCCAAACCAUUGGAACCUGGAAAAUACCCUGAAGCUUAUCCACCAGAAGGAUGUACACAGCCAGAAGAAGUAAUAAUCGACGUAGAAGGGAAACCAGAAGCUAGUGUGCCAUUACCACCUGUACAAGAACUGCCAGUCGGACCAGGACCCCUCCAGGGCUCUCAGGAUGUAGUUGAUGCAGCAAGACCAAUAUAUUCACCUGAAAGAGAAGGUUCUAAAUCAGUAGAGAUCAUCAAAAGCAUUGUUUAUGGUGGUUUAGUGGAGUCAAUUACAAGCCUAAGUGUUGUGUCAUCUGCAGCAGCUUCUGAU
Molecule: messenger RNA, 1233 nt
Organism: Ilex paraguariensis (yerba mate)
Lineage: Eukaryota; Viridiplantae; Streptophyta; Magnoliopsida; Aquifoliales; Aquifoliaceae
Source: the annotation of a GenBank genome assembly